CCCUCCCCCAGCAACCACACACACGCACACACACAAACAGAGAGGGAAGGGGGGAGGGUGAGAGAGAGGGAGAGAGAGAGAGAGGGGAGAGAGAGAGGCUCCCCGGCUCCCUCCCUCCCUCGCACACAGCGACUGGAGACGGACGGAGAGCAACGCGCUGGGAGAGGAGAGACCACCGAGAACAGCCCCGCGCUCUCACACAUACACUCACACUCGGCUCUUUCCUCUCCCCCCACCUCCUCCUCCUUCCACCCCCACCACUAACACCAUCUCCUCCUCCUUCUCUCUGCAACAAGAAAAAAAAAAGCCAUUUACAGGGGGUGAUGUGCAACUAAUUAAAGGCAGACUAGCAGCGUCUGCAAAUUCUAAGGCUCCCCAAAUAAAAAGAGACUGUUGUAACAGUUGGAGGAUAAUGCUAAGGAAGACGCUGCCUGGGAAUUCACCGUCUGUGGAAAUGCGCCCCAGAGAGGAAUAAAGCAGUCCUCACCUUGCUCUCCCCAUCCGGACCCACUUUCCCCUCCCGCCUCGGCCCCCACCCCGACACCACCAUCACCCCCUUCCCUCCCCCCCACCUCCCCCCCUUUCCCACCCAGGUGUCGGACCAGGCGGUCCCCACUUCCACCCUGCACCCCUUCUUCCCCCCCUGCACCAUGAACACCAAUGUCUGCGUGGAGCCCGGGCCGAGCCCGGAGGCCCCGGGCUUGCCCAAGGAAAGCCACCUGCCCGAGGGGGCCCUGAACAGCCUUGUGGAUUACAACUCGGAGAUGGAGCGCUACCGCUCCUUUGCCACCUCCUUCUACAAGACCAACGGGGGCGCCUUCCCGCAGGCGGCCAAGAUCGCGCGCAUCACCACCCCCAUCUUCCCCAGCAGCGCCGCCGCCGCCGCGGCCGCCGCGCGCAUCGGCAUGUCCCCCUGGAACUGCGACAACGCGGCCACCGCCGCCGCCGCCACCGCCAUGCUCUGGGGCAGCGGCGGGGGCGGGGGCGGCGGCGGGGGCGGCGGCGGCGGCGGGGGCGGCGGGGGCGGUGGCGGGGGCGGCGGGGGCGGCAGGAAAUCCUCCUCCGCCGCCGCCUCCUCCUCCGCCUCCUCCUCGGCAAUCCUCCCCGCCGGCGGUGGCGGUGGCGGCGGCGGCGGCGGCGGCGGCGGUGGCGGCGGCGGCGGCAGCAGGACCAGCAUGCACCACCGAAACGACUCCCAGAGGCUGGGGAAAGCUGGCUGCCCGCCAGAGCCGUCGUUGCAAAUGGCAAAUACUAAUUUCCUCUCCACCUUAUCCCCUGAACACUGCAGACCUUUGGCGGGGGAAUGCAUGAACAAGCUCAAAUGCGGCGCUGCUGAAGCAGAGAUAAUGAAUCUCCCCGAGCGCGUGGGGACUUUUUCCGCUAUCCCGGCUUUAGGGGGCAUCUCAUUACCUCCAGGGGUCAUCGUCAUGACAGCCCUUCACUCCCCCGCAGCAGCCUCAGCAGCCGUCACAGACAGUGCGUUUCAAAUUGCCAAUCUGGCAGACUGCCCGCAGAAUCAUUCCUCCUCCUCCUCGUCCUCCUCAGGGGGAGCUAGCGGAGCCAACCCGGCCAAGAAGAAGAGGAAAAGGUGUGGGGUCUGCGUGCCCUGCAAGAGGCUCAUCAACUGUGGCGUCUGCAGCAGUUGCAGGAACCGCAAAACGGGACACCAGAUCUGCAAAUUUAGAAAAUGUGAAGAGCUAAAGAAAAAACCUGGCACUUCACUAGAGAGAACACCUGUUCCCAGCGCUGAAGCAUUCCGAUGGUUCUUUUAAAGCAGUAGUAUAUCUUAUUUUCAAGGCAUUUGGAAGUGAAGGGCAAACUAAUGUCUUGUUUUAAGAAACUGCUUAGUCCACCACUGAAGAAAAUAUCCAGAUAUUAUUUUCAUUUUAUGUAUAGGGGUUUCUUCAAAACAAAACAAAACAAAACAAAGGAAAAGAAAAAAAGACAUAUAAAAAUAAUCUGGGAGUUUGGGGAAUUGGCCAGUCUAUUUACUUUCAAUACACUGAUUCUUUCUUUGAUGUAAUUUAGCUAUACUAGUGAAGUUGUUGUCUAUUUUGGAAGUGGCUGUAAAAAAAUAAGUUUGGGUAAACCCCUGCUGUAAAAUCAUGUAUCUUUGCAAAGUACAUAUCUAUACUUCAUUUUCAAAUAUAUGUGUUUCAGUACUGUAAACUGUACAGAUAGCAGCUUGUAUUUUGUGUGUUUAGACACAAGGAGACAAUCAUGUCUGAGCAUCUAUGGAGAUUAACAGUUUGUACACAACAGUAUGGUUCUGCGAGUUAAAUCUGGAGCAAUAAAUUUUAGCUUUAACUAUUUUUUGCCAGUUGUUUCUAGAAGCAGCAACAGCAGUGGCAUGUUUUGCCAUGCAUCUUUCCGUAGAGACUUGAUGCCAAGUUUUACAAGACUAAAAGAUGAUGAUGCAUCCAGCAAUUACCUUCAGUUGUAUUGUUAUAAGAGGGGGAAGAUGUUAUGAAAGUUUCAAUUAAUCUUUUGAGCACUAUAUUAGAGUAGUGGUUAUGCACUUGCAUUGCUUACAAACGAGCUGUACAGAAGGGUAUACCUCCCAAAUACUUAGUGUAGUUGACUUGUCUUGGGUUGCACUGUAAGGCGGAGUACUCACAGUAGUUGGAACAUGCAGCAUCAGUUGUAUAACUUUUUUUUUUAAAUCAGUGUUUUCUAGGAUACAGAGAAAAGUAUCAUAUCUUAGGGGAGAAAUUCAUGAUUGAUUUUUUUUUUCUCAGCCCAGCAUGGGGUAUAUGUAUUUUUUGUUUGUUUAAAUUUUGCGCUCUCUCUCUCUCUCUCUCUCUCUCUCUCUCUCUUUUGGUAGGAAAAAGAAACUUUUGAUAAAAUGUAUCCAAAUGUUUUAAUUCCCUGUAUGAAAUGAAAUGGGUAGUUUGUUUUAAAACUUGACUACGUAAAGACCUCCUGCAUUGAGACAUGGCUAGGUAUAUUUUUAAGUUAAAAAAAUUAAACACAUUUAUAGAAGUGAGGCUUUUAAAUCUCUUUUUAUCUCCUUUUCUCAUAGCCUCCCAGUUGGACCACUGGCCUUCCCCUAGGCCCUCAGUGGAAUGUUCCAUUGCUCCUAUUCCCAUUUUUGUCACUUGAUGCUUUCAUUCCUGAGAAGGCAGGGCCACAUUCUGUGGAGUUCCAUAAAUGCAAACAGCCCCAAACACAAAGAAGCUAAUGUUUCAUAGGAUCUGUGCUACCUUUUCACGUAAGAUUUGGAUUUCUUAAGGCAGUCAAGGUUCCUAAGUCUGUCCCAGGAGGACAGAUACGUUACUUGUGAUGACAUGAUACCUAGGGAGUUUAUUUCAUUUCUGUUUCUUGCCAGAUGAUAAAGUCUAUUCUCAUCUUCAGGAAUAAAAUAGAGUUUAGUGAAAAUACAUAGAGGAUCGAAGUUGCCAUGUUACUGUAACUUUUGUUCUUUAUCCACUAGCCAGCUACUUCAGCCUAUAACAUCCACUAGCCUGCUGAAAAAUGUUAGCAAGAUGGAUCACACAGAGGAAAAUAACCUGAGAAGAGAAAGGGUGAUGAAAAGGACUGUAAAGUUUUAGAAAGACUAGCAGAUUAAUAAUUUUAAGAGGCUAGUUGUAGUUGUGAAUGGGAAAUAAUAUCACAGGAGAUUUUAAAAAACACAGAAGGAGCACUUCCUCAUCAGAGCAUGGGUGGGAGGGGUGGAGAAGGCACCUGCAAAUGCCAAUGUGAAAAACAAGUGACUAAACCUGCCUAGAAUAUGAACGCAAGGUCUCCACUUAUGGUUGAAUGGCCUUUUUAAGGAAAUUUUAUUAUAUAUUACACCUAUCCAUGUUUAAAGAAGAAAACUAAAUAAUCACGAGCUAAAAUGUGUUUAAAAUGUAUGUUAAUUUUGAGAUAGCUUUCUGCUUGAUGUAUAUUCCUUUGAGGGUUUCUAGUUAGAAUUUCUGUUUCUGCUGUGGGACCAAUGAGAACUAUAGGAGUUCUUUCUUGUCCACUUUUAUUUGAUUUUACUUACUUUUAAACCAAUUUGCUAAUUAAUUACAAGUAAGUGAAAACUUCCACACUUGAAUGGUAAGUUUGCCUCGCUAUUUGGAAAACGACGAUUAUCACUAUAGGAUUGAAGCAAACGUCCAUUCGGGCUGUAUCAGGCAUACAAUAACGGAUAAAGAUCGCACAGCAAUGUACUGAGAGUCUAAAAUACAUGCUAGUAUUGCAUGUCUCGAUGUGUUUUUGUUUGUUUUCUUAACUAAUGAAUCUGUAUAUUGUAAAAUGUGGUGUUUUACAUGUCAAUUCAAUUUUUUAAUGAAAAAAUGUUGAUUAUGGAAAUGGAAAAGUGCAGCUUUUCUUUAAUUCUCUUACAUGUUUUUGUUCUCGAUAUUGUUCUUUUACGUCACCCAUUUUUUUAAUGAUUUUGGUAAAACUCUAUUUAUAUAACGUAGGGUGCAUAUAAAGUUCUCGUUGGUGAUGUCGAAGAAAGAUGUUACUCUUCCAGCCUCCCUCUGGUUCUCUUCCCUGUAAGUCCAUAUACUGAGAACUUGUAAAGGGUGUCAUUAUAACCCUAAGGGAAUUAUUUAAAGGUUUACAUUUUUCAUGAUUCUAAAACACCCAAUGACAUGUAACUUUUGAAAAUUCCUUGCUGUAUGUUUUAUAUUCAGUACCAAGAAAAUUCAGAACAUGGCAAUCAGAAUAUAGAUCAUGGCGGACUAUACAACUUAAAAAUUACGUAUCGGAUAAGUCCAAUUAAAAAGUUUGUAAGAGAGAUCUACAUACACAGAUGUCUUACCUUCCCAACGAAGUAAGGAGAUAAGAAGACGCACAUACCGUAAGCAUUUGGGGAGAGCUGGAAAAUACGUAGGAUGUUGGUACAUAGUACAGUGAAGUGUUUUCCUUGUCAGCUGUCACUCGGCACCCUAAACAUCCCAAGAGCAUCAUCAUGCAAACUUCCCUCUUUCCAGGCCUUCAGACCAAAGUGGCUUUCUGAUGGAUUUUGCCUGUCUGUUCCCAAGUGGAGGCAUAUUUACAAAUCAGAAAUGUGUCCAUCUUUAGGAGAGAAAACAGUGAUAGUCUUCCUCCAGUGUAAGAGUAUUUAAGAGCGUCUCGUGGUUGCUUAAUCCCCAGUAGCCAACUUCCUCCUAUACACAUUCACAGGGAACAAGACAUGGUGGGCUUCCUAUGAAUUCCUAUUAAGCAAUCACUACAGAAAGGAAUAUCCCCUUCCUUUCAUUUAGAACCCCUGGCAUGUAAGUUGUACAAUUAAUACUAAAGCUUACAAAGUCUUUAGGCCGAUAGUAUCUGUAAUCAAAUAAUGAACAAGGGAAAGCAGUUAAAUGAACACACUAUUCAGGGUCAAAUAUGUUCAGCAAAAAGCCGUGGUGGGUCUUUGAUCAUGGUUAGAUUCACAGUGAUAUCAAACAGUUGGUUCUCAUGUAACAGCUAAAUGUUUCACAUUUUGUUUUUAUUAAAUUUGGCAGUUUCACACUGAGAUCUGUAUUCCUAGUGAAUAAAAGACAGCUACUAUGUUCGGAGGGAUUCCAUUUUCACAAUGGCAAGGAAGUCUGAGAUUUCAGGAACGUGGGCCACAAAAUGUACUCCUUUCAGUGUUCCCCUCUUCUGAACUGUGCAGUCAUCUAUUAAAUUUUCUAAUAGAUAUUUGUGUAAGGUGUAUGUAUGCUUGUGCAAUUAUAAAAAAAAGCAGUUUUGGAAAACAGUGUAUUUAUUAAAGAAAAUUACUUAUGGGGCAUGUACAAAACUGUAAAAAAAAAAAAAAAGCUACAAAAAAAAAAACACAUUCGAUUUGCCCAGUAAAGUUGUUUUUGUGAAAUUUCUGUGUUGUUGAAUAAAGGACUUUAGUAUUCAAAAUAUCUCUAUUUUUCCAUGAACAAAUUUUUAUUUGUGGGAAUUUAAAUAAUGGACAUGUGAUCCUGAUAAUCUGAUUUUGUUUAUGAUAAAACAAAAGUGUAUAAUUCUACACUUGCCCUUAUGUCAGCAGAAUGAAUACUGUAUAUAAAUCUUUCAUAAAAUACGGCAGUUUUGUUCAUUUUGUUUUUCCUCAUAGAUUUUUGUCUUUCUCAGAGAGUUAAAGAAAAGGAAAAAGAAGAACAUGGUUCUUUUCACAUUUCUAGAGGAUGUUUUUUGUUAUUGUUGAAAGCUUUAAAAGGUCACCUAAAUAGAGGAAGAAAUGAAUGUAUCCAAACUUUUCUCCUUCCUUCUCCAUCCUAAGUGUUCCAGGAGAAAGCGUCCCAUGAAUCAAUCCCUUGGGCCAUGAAUGGAAAGUCCUGGUGAUAAUACUUGAAAGCAUUAAAGUUCACGAAGAACUGUGCAACACUGGAAUUCUAUCUUCAGCCAUUCCCAGCAAUACUCUGAGAUUAAGUUUUUAUUGUCGUACUUUUUAAAAAAUUUUUUUAUGGAAUAUGAUGGUCUGCCCACGCUGCUUAUUGUUUUGGUGGUGAAUGUGCUUAACCCCUACUUACCUCACUGUUUCUCAGAACAAAGCUCUAAGUUUUUCGAUGCCUCAUAAACUACGAGAAACGUAGAACACCAUUUUAUACCUUGGAAAUCCUUAAUGUGAUGGCAAACACCGAACUUCAAACAAUUUAAAGAGUCCAUGUCCACAGAAAAUAAUACCACAUUAGAAGAUGUUUGUCGAUUUUAUAAAUUUUAGGGUGUGUUCUUUUAGUAUAAUACCGCAAAUGUAAAAUUCCUUGGCCCUGGCAACAGAAUUAGAUCGCAUAGUGUGCGAAGGAAGAAUUAGGUAACUUGAAUUACGAGAGUUUCUGGAUACUCAGCAAUAUUUUCAGGUGAGUUGUUGUGCUUGUUUAUUACAUUUUGGAGUAAGCAACAAUAGGGCAAAAAUAUAAAACUGGGUUUUCAUAGAAAAUACUUUCCUUACUUGAAAUCUUCAAGUAAGGUUUAUUUGUAGUGAUAAGAGAAUAAUGCUUCAAAAUAGUUUGAAUUAACCAUGAAGGGAGAGGGGAGGAGUUCUAUACCUUAUUUAGACGUUGAGCCAGAUAACAGUUUCAUAUGGUUUCUGCAAAAUCAUGUAUUUUUUUAAGAGUGUUUAUUGGUAAAAGUUAUCUUUAUUUGCAUGUUUUAUGCAGAAGCUAUUCUCCAUUUUAUUUCUACUCUUGUCUUUAUUCUGUCUCUUUUUAAUGGUGAAAAUUGUUAUUUGAGGUAAACGGGCUGAACACAAAUUUGUUUUAUCUGCAUGCCCUACAUAAGUAGAGUAGUUAUGAAAAAAGAUUAUUCUUAUUUGGCAAUUUUAUUUCUAAUCUUCUAGUAUCUUGGCUUAAGAUCUGUCUCUGUGUCCUUUGCAAUUCACAUAUUUUGGCCAAUUUUUUAAAGCAAUAUUUCUUAUUUUUAAUGUACUUAUAUAAAAUUAAAUGUCAACCAAAUUAUCUUUAGUCUAAGUCGCUUUGUUUAUCAUAUGUUACUUAAGACAAAAAUCAUUCUGGUACCAGGUGUUAUAAUUUCACAAGUUGGAAGCAGUGUAGAGAUCUCUUUCCAAGAACAGUACUUUUAAAAGCUACUCUUAUCCUGUAUAAAUCCUGCAUGUAAAGCAUUUUUAAUACAGGACUGAAUUACAUGACUUGUCCAGUAUUUAGAUGGUGGGAGAAUCUGACUGCCUGGUUUGAAUUAUGACCUUCUGCUUAUGACUUUUCUGAAAAGUGAUCUUCUAUCUAAAUUUUAUGGCUUCAGGAAACCUGCACAAUUUGGAAGGGAAGUUAGAAAAAACACAGUUAAAUGAUACGUUUUUUACUUUUGGUACCAUCAUAAGACAGGUAGCUGAAAAUUCAUAUUCAUUGUAUCCUUCAAGAACUUUUCUCAUGUUUGCAUGAAUGGCCUUAUGAUUUUAUUUAUAACUUUUAUUGGUAAAUGUUUAUAAUUUGUAAUUUUAUGUAUUAAUGUUGAAUUAAUAUGUGUGUGUGGCUGGAUAUAGAAAGAUCAAUCUGUGUGUGCAUAUGUGUGUGUGGUUUUUUCAGGCGGCAGAGUUGAAGUAGUUAAGGAUCAGUGUAGGUCUCAUUAAACAUGUUUUAUGGCUAAGAGUGUCAGUGUUGUGCCAUUGCAAUUGAAUUUGAUGACUCAGCAUCUUACAAUACUUAAUCUGUUCUCUGGGAAUCAGAAAAUUUGGGGAACCUACAUGGAAUCUUUUGGUCUUCUUAAGUGCUUUUACUUCAGUUCACUAUGUCCUACUUUCAGUUAUUUAAGGGACCGUACUCAAAAUUAUGUAUACAAUUUGUUCCCCAAAUACAUUACUUCCCUUUAUAUAAUUUUUACAUUUUAGGUAUAUUUAUAUACUAUCCGGUUAUUUAUCCGUAUGUAUAUUUGAGUGUCAAGUGCACAUCCAACCACUAAUAGAUGACUUAAUCCAUAGCUUAUAUAUUUUGACCAUAUGGAAAAAGCCUGUAUUCCCCCCCAAAUUCAUGAUAUCUACAGAGCAGCAGUAAGAAGAAUGUUGUGAAUAUUGUGUGUGUGUGUGUGUGUGUGUGUGUUGGCAAACCAGCAAUUGAUUUAAUUCCUCAUUAUUCAACAAGUUUUAUUGUGUAUCUUCAAUGUGCCAGCUACUGGGAAUAUCAAGAUGAAUAAAACAUGAUUCCUGACACAUUUACCAUCACCAUGGAACUCAAUCAAAUGGUUGAAAUAAAUACACAAAUAAAUAAAAACAGUGGAAAGUGUUGUGAAUGGAGCAGGCAUCAUGUGAAGGAGUGGCAAGAAGAGAUAGAGUGAAGCUCUUGAAUUUCACAUUCUUCACGGUUGAAAGAAGAGGGCAAGGCUUGAGCACUCCUGGGAUAUCAAACCUGAGAGUAAAGUAGUGAGCCAAAGAGAUGGGAAUUGCAGGAAAGAAAAAGACAAAGUUCAAAAGACCUGAGAGAUACUACCUUCCUAGUCUAAGUUGCAAUAAUUUCUCAUGGGGAUUGCAGGAAUACCUUGAAGAUAUUGUGGGUUUAGUUCCAGACCACCAUAAAGCAAAUAUUGCAAUAAAGCGAGCCAAACUAA
Molecule: messenger RNA, 8967 nt
Organism: Felis catus (domestic cat)
Lineage: Eukaryota; Metazoa; Chordata; Mammalia; Carnivora; Felidae
Gene: CXXC4
Product: CXXC finger protein 4
Exons: 4
Coding region: 651-1772 (373 amino acids)
Cellular component (GO): nucleus
Molecular function (GO): zinc ion binding; methyl-CpG binding
Source: RefSeq, a predicted model, not a curated record